AUGGCUCCAAAGAAGAAUGAAGGAUCGACAAAAAGAAUUAUGAACAAAGGCGCAUGGACAGCAGAGGAAGAUAGAAAACUUGCAGAAUACAUUGAGAUUCAUGGUGCAAAGAGAUGGAAGACAGUGGCUUCCAUAGCAGGUUUGAAUCGAUGUGGGAAGAGUUGCAGAUUGAGAUGGUUGAAUUAUUUGAGACCCAACAUUAAGAGAGGCAACAUUUCUGAUGAUGAAGAGGACUUGAUACUUAGGCUUCACAAGCUACUAGGAAACAGGUGGUCUUUGAUUGCCGGAAGGCUUCCUGGGCGAACAGACAACGAAAUUAAGAACUAUUGGAAUUCUCAUUUGAGCAAAAAAAUCAAUCAUAAGGAGAAAACACUGCAGAAUUCAAGAGCUCAAGAGACUGCUACACCUUCCCAGAAAGACAGCGGUACUGAGGGGGAUGAAGAAGAAGGAGGAGGAAAAGAAAGUGUGAACAAUUCGGAUGUUAAUUUCGAUGUAAAUGAGUUCUUUGACUUCUCUGCUGAAGGCUCCUAUGGGCUGGAAUGGGUGAACAAGUUUCUUGAGCUUGAUGAAGACACCAUGAAUUACAGUGAAAAGGUCAGCAAUAUUAUGUAG
This is a messenger RNA of Prunus armeniaca (apricot), 612 nucleotides long. Lineage: Eukaryota; Viridiplantae; Streptophyta; Magnoliopsida; Rosales; Rosaceae. The record is from the annotation of a GenBank genome assembly.